AUGGGACAAAAGUUGGUUUACAUGGACUUCUUUGUUAUUCACCUUCCACCUUCUUUUUUUGCUAGGCAGAUUCCCAAUGACGUGCUCUGGGUGUUGGACUCGAGACAUGACAUGUACUGUGGCAUAUUUGACGCUACAGGCGAGCAAUUCUUCAGUGCAUCGCAAGUAAACCUUGUGAAUCUGGAUGACGAGACCUCACAGAUUCGAGUGUUUCAUCUCGCGAACGACAUGGGUGCCAAUGAUGUCUUUUCUCUCUCCUUUUGCGGUGUUGACUCCACCAAACUUAUUUGUGGACGCAAUCGCGGUCGUCUGACUCUAUGCAACCUUGAAACGGGCACUUGUGAGGAAUUGGACGCAAGCCCACGACCCGGAGCCGACAUCAAUGCGGUGGCUACGCUAGACGACUCUGGCGAUACCUUUGUGACGGGUGGCGACGACACCUGUAUUCGUGUUCGUUUGUGUCUCUCCUUUCUCCUCUCGCCCCCUUCCGCUCGUCUGAUUAUAUUAACCAGCCAACGAGUUUCCUCCAGUAUUUGUCAUGCGGUGACGAGUCGUUACUGUUUGAUGCAAAUUUAG
This is a messenger RNA of Dibothriocephalus latus, 576 nucleotides long. The record is from the annotation of a GenBank genome assembly. NCBI's taxonomy places the organism in Eukaryota, Metazoa, Platyhelminthes, Cestoda, Diphyllobothriidea, Diphyllobothriidae.